UUUCUAGGAGUCCGCCGCUGUCGUUUCCUGCGAAGUGUUCCUUCGGAGAGAAUUUCGAUUUUGUGCUAUUCCUAGACAAACCAAGGCAGUUCCUCUGAGAUGGCUGCUUCAAUGGACAAUAUCCCAAAAGAUUUUAGAAAUCUCCGAGCGUGUAUGCUGUGUUCCUUGGUAAAGUCCGUCGACCAGUUCGAAGAUAUGGGUUGCGAGAACUGUGACAAAUAUCUGCAAAUGAAAGGGAACCGAGAGCAGGUGUACCAUUGCACUUCGACUCGUUUCGACGGCAUCAUCGCACUGAUGCAGCCUGAGGAUAGUUGGGUUGCCAAAUGGCAAAGACUAACCCAUCGUCUACCAGGGAUGUACGCCAUCUCGGUAUCCGGCCGAAUGCCGAAUGGGAUGAUCCGAGAGUUGAAGAGCCGAGGCAUAACCUACAGAUCGAGAGACAUGAGCUGAGCAUUGCUCUGUCGGCAUCAUUGUACAUUAUUUGAACAUAACCUCCCCUGUAAUGC
Molecule: messenger RNA, 506 nt
Organism: Galendromus occidentalis (western predatory mite)
Lineage: Eukaryota; Metazoa; Arthropoda; Arachnida; Mesostigmata; Phytoseiidae
Gene: spt4
Product: Transcription elongation factor subunit spt4
Exons: 3
Coding region: 100-450 (116 amino acids)
Biological process (GO): transcription elongation by RNA polymerase II; regulation of DNA-templated transcription; transcription elongation-coupled chromatin remodeling
Cellular component (GO): nucleus; DSIF complex
Molecular function (GO): RNA polymerase II complex binding; zinc ion binding
Source: RefSeq, a predicted model, not a curated record